Aspergillus steynii IBT 23096 is the source of this 264-nucleotide messenger RNA. Its product is annotated as glycoside hydrolase family 134 protein. NCBI's taxonomy places the organism in Eukaryota, Fungi, Ascomycota, Eurotiomycetes, Eurotiales, Aspergillaceae. Bases 1 to 264 code for a protein of 87 amino acids. The record is from RefSeq and is a predicted model, not a curated record. The transcript has 4 exons.
AUGGAUCUGGCCAUUGCUAUGCUGGAGACGCAAGUCUCACCUUUGUGCACUACCGAAACUAUGACCACCAACCACACCUCCGGCGAUGCUAAAACCGGCGAGGCCACUAACUUUGGCAUUUGUCUUGGGAGCGAGGAUCACUACGACUUCAAUGUUGAGGUUGCUCGCCAUAGAAAUGGACAAAAUGGGCUGGAUGACCCGAUCACCGACGGCAUCGCCACCUACGAGAGCGCCAUUCGAUGGAUCCAGGCGCAGGCCCGCUAG